UUUGUGCCCGGCGCGCGCUCUCUGCCCGCUCCGGCUGCAGCGCCCGCUGCAUCAAUAAUUCAGAGCGGCGGCGGCGGCGGCAGCGGCGAGUGCGGACAGGAGGCGGCGGCAACAGCGGGGACCAGGCAGCAGAGGCUAUGCAUCCAAGUGCGGCUGGGCGGCCGCGGCACCCCUGAGGCCCGGGCGGGGCUCCGGGUGCACCGCGCAAGGGGACGUUUGUCCUGGAGUCCGAGGGAGAGGCGUAGCGGCCCGGGAGGCGUCGGAGGAGCUGUACACAGAGCUGAGGAGGGGGCUUCGGAGCAGGGCUGGGGAGGGGGGCGGCUGGCGUUGGCAGCCCCCGGGGUGGGGGGCGGGGUGGGCGCCGGCGGCGCGAUGCUGGGCGUCGUGGAGCUGCUGCUGUUGGGGGCUGUGUGGCUGGCAGGCCCAGCCCGCGGGCAAAAUGAGACAGAGCCCAUCGUGCUGGAGGGCAAGUGUCUGGUGGUGUGUGACUCCAACCCCACGUCUGACCCUACGGGCACUGCUCUGGGCAUCUCCGUGCGCUCGGGCAGCGCCAAGGUGGCUUUCUCUGCCAUCAGGAGCACCAACCAUGAGCCGUCCGAGAUGAGUAAUCGCACCAUGAUCAUCUACUUCGACCAGGUACUAGUGAACAUCGGGAACAACUUUGACUCAGAACGGAGCACUUUCAUCGCCCCGCGCAAAGGGAUCUACAGUUUUAACUUCCACGUGGUGAAAGUCUACAACAGACAGACCAUCCAGGUGAGCCUCAUGUUGAACGGGUGGCCGGUGAUUUCAGCUUUCGCCGGUGACCAAGACGUGACCCGCGAGGCCGCCAGCAACGGCGUCCUCAUCCAGAUGGAGAAAGGCGACCGAGCAUACCUCAAGCUGGAGCGGGGGAACCUGAUGGGGGGCUGGAAGUACUCAACCUUUUCUGGAUUCCUCGUGUUUCCCCUCUGACUGGCUCGUAACGGGAAUGGAGGCAGGAGAAAGGCAGGAGGGGAGUGAGAAAGAGGCCGAAAAUUACCAGGGCGAGGAAGCGGCGCCACCGGAAACUUCCUACGUGUUCCUAGCUACGACUGGGUACAAAGGUGCGCGCCGCCCGCGGUCCAGCUUCGUCCGCUCCCUUACUAAGAGAAGUAAAUUUCGCUUAGCUCUGCACACUCUUAUUUCCAAAAAUAAACUCGCCUCCCCCAAGCCAGUCGCAGUAAUCGAGGAAGAGACUGCCUUGUUUGUCAUUGUUCCUUACCCACGUCCAUGUCCCCAACAAUUAACGAAGUAAUGUGAAAUGUUUCUCCCGACACCCCCCCUCCGCCCCGAACCCUGCCACUUACUGAAACUUAGUAUGCCCCCCCCCAGUUUGAAGAGGGGAUCAGUUUGUUUUCUGUUUCUGUUUUUGAAUGGGGCAGGUAGUUUUAAUAUAACAGGUUUUGCUCUUCAAACACCGCGCGAGUUAAGCUGUGGAGACAUGUCCUCAGCUGCUUGUUAGCGGAGGAAGGACUCGCCUUCGUGGUGACUGGUUUAACUAUACAUAAAUAUGUAUCAUUUGUACACGAAGAACUCUUACGGGUGGACGCUGGCUGUAUUCCGUAUUUCUGUCCUGUUCGGAGUGAUCGUGAAAUCUAAGGCUGCUUGGUGUUUGUUUUCUGAUGCUUGUCAAUGCCCCGUGUUCUGUGGCUCCACCAAACGCCAAGGAGGUUCUUCGGGACGCUUCCUCUCCCUCUGUAACAUAUGUGUGAAUAGCGAAAAUUUAAUUUUGCUUUAAUCCAAUAAAGUCAAAGUGGGACUUUUAUUUUUCUGAAACAGCUUUCUAAACUUCGCGUUUUCCGGGUUGCGAGGUUGAGGGCUUGGGCUGCCCAAGACGGGCAGAGAAGCAGGAGACUUGGAAGAUGCAACCAGAGAGGCCCGAGCACAAGGGGAGUUCUGCAUUUCCUCCCGCAGCAGGCCCGUUGUGCCUUCCUGGUGCCCCCUGCUUUGAAGGAACGUGAGAAAUCAGACCGAAAUCCUGCAGGGCGUGACUGAGGGCCUGGAAGCAUUGUUGUCCACCCUCAAUUACAAAUGCAUCAGGAAUUAUUCCCAGUUCUAGGGCCCGAACCCGCCUGCCCUGUCCUCGCGCCUACUGUUCCUGGAUGUCUCCAGCUCUAUCCGCUUCGCAGCUCCAGAAGCACCUUAUAUUUUGUACCAGCGCCUCUGAACCCGAGGUCCUCCCGCCAAACAACCCGGGCUCUCAGACCUGCGAUUGCGCUCCUUCGCAGGACUUUAAAGGGGUUCGUCCAGAAGUUUUGAUUGUAUCGAAACGUAAUGUGAAAGCAAAAUUGAAAUAAACGACUUCGUUUUAAGUCUGGAACGCUGA
Onychomys torridus (southern grasshopper mouse) is the source of this 2347-nucleotide messenger RNA. RefSeq names its product cerebellin 1 precursor (gene Cbln1). The coding region runs from base 373 to 954 and encodes 193 amino acids. The record is from RefSeq and is a predicted model, not a curated record. Lineage: Eukaryota; Metazoa; Chordata; Mammalia; Rodentia; Cricetidae. Gene Ontology annotation, cellular component: glutamatergic synapse; synaptic cleft. Gene Ontology annotation, molecular function: protein binding. The transcript has 3 exons.